Molecule: messenger RNA, 2605 nt
Organism: Erythranthe guttata (spotted monkey flower)
Lineage: Eukaryota; Viridiplantae; Streptophyta; Magnoliopsida; Lamiales; Phrymaceae
Product: transmembrane protein-like protein
Cellular component (GO): membrane
Source: RefSeq, a predicted model, not a curated record
AUGGCAAAUAAUUUGAUUGUGGGUUUAUUAUUAUUAUGUGUAAUCUUUACAUUACAUGUUUAUUCAAGCGACUCGCAACAAUCGCCGCCGUUCAAUACUUACACCAUCUCCAGCUUCUCCUAUGGCAGAACUCUGGUCAAACCGUACGACUGGCAUUAUAUCAAAGUUGAAUUGCCACCAUGGUUCUCUUCGUUGUCUUUAGCAUUGGAAUCAGAUGUCGACCUCGAUUUAAAUAAAAUAAACAACGCAUCUGCAAGCUCUCUGCCGAUGAUAUGCUUUCGAGAAGGAAGCCCUCCUCUCCCUGAUGUAUAUAACACAUCUCUAACGGGCCUAGUGAUAGAUCGCGUUUCGAAUGGUUCCUUUAUUGGGACACAAAGUCUUCAAAAUGUCGACAAGUGUUACCCGAUGCAGAGUAAUAUAUCAUUACGAUUGACAAACGAGCAGAUUUCUCCAGGCACAUGGUACCUUGGGCUAUUUAACGGCAUUGGAUCGAUAAGAACACAGUCCAAAAUGAUUAAUCGAGGCUCUGCGUAUUCCUUUAGCGGAAAUGUCACUGUCGAGGGAUGUUCGACCUCGACAAUGUUGGGCCAAUUUUGCAACCAAACAGUCACUGCACUCUCGUGUAACGACAGCUUUAAUUUAACUGGAAACGGGAAAAAUAUCAUUUCCUGCCAAAAUUCAAACGGACUUGUUUGUCACGAAAACGACAAACCGAAUAUGUACUCGUUCGAUGUGAUGGCAAUUUCGGAAGAGAUAUUUAUUUCGACAGCCAAUUUGACAUUCAACAAUACGCAAUAUUCAAAUAUCACGGGUUUGAUGUGUUAUGCUAGACACGGGGCGAUGCCAAGCAAAUCCGUUUAUGAUUUUUCCGGUGAAUUGAGUAAAUCCCCUUUGGUUAUAAAUUUUCCGAAAAUCGGGAGGUGGUAUAUUACUAUUCUACCCAUUGAUAUCUCGAAUAAAAGUGAGGUGGCGCAAAUAAAUAGUUCGAGAUUGUGCUAUUUCUUGGGAUUGCAAGUGCUUCAGUGCCCUAUGGGUAAAGCUGGAUCGAACUGCACAUUUGAAAGAUACAAUCUUCAGACAUUGUUAAGGAAAAACCCAUCUCUCCCAUUCGAAUCAAACUACAUACCGAUAACCGAAAAAUUGUCAUCACCGUCACCUAAAUUUCCUCUACAACCCCUUGUGAGUAACUUCUCGACUGGAGGAAACACCACCGAUUCUUGGACAUAUUUCGUGCUAGAUAUUCCCAACGGUGCAACCGGAGGAAAUGUCCAUAUCGCCCUCACUUCUGAUACUAAGAUUAGUUACGAACUCUACGCAAGAUUCGGGGGAUUGCCUUCUCUUACAACAUGGGAUUACUUCUACGCAAACGGCACAAGCAGCAGCACCGGUUCGAUGUUUUUCAAGCUGUAUGAUUACAGUGAGAAGAUGAUUAGUUUUUAUAUAUUAUAUGUUAGAGGAGGAACUUGGAGCUUCGGUUUGAGACAAGUGGGCCGCGCUGGUUCGACCGGUGAAACUGAUAUCUCGUUGUCGCUCGAGAGGUGUCCGCAGAAAUGCUCUUCUCACGGGACUUGUCAAUCGGUUUUGGAUACUAGUGGACUCGCUUUAUACAGUUACUGUGCAUGCGAUAGGAACCAUGGAGGUUUCGACUGUAGUAUCGAACUUGUAUCACAUCGAGGUCACAUUCGACAGUCGAUUUUCCUCAUAGCAUCCAAUGCUGCAGCUAUCCUCCCUGCCUAUUGGUCCCUACGGGAGAAGGCAUUUGCAGAAUGGGUUCUUUUCACAUCUAGCGGCAUCUCAAGUGCACUGUAUCAUUCAUGUGACGUAGGCACGUGGUGCGUCUUGUCGUUUCGUGUAUUACAGUUUUUGGACUUCUGGCUUUCUUUCAUGGCGGUUGUAAGUACUUUUGUGUACUUAUCGACUAUUAGUGAAGUCUCGAAGAGAACAAUCCACACUGUUCUUGCAAUUGUAACGGCUCUCUUGGCCGAAACGGGGCCCACCAGGUCGAAAAAUAUCGGUUAUGUAAUGGGAUUAGGAGCUGUAGGCCUUCUCGUUGGGUGGCUUAUCGAGUUCUCUACUCGUAAUCGUCAGUUGUUUUCCAUUUCAAGAGAGUUUCACAUGAAUCUUCUUGACAGAUGGGAAAGUACGAAAGGGUGGGUUCGUAAUAUUAUCAAGACUAUCGUAAAACGCUUCCGCUGGGGAUUUAUUUUAGCAGGUUUUAUCGCAUUGGCUAUGGCUGCGAUUAGCUGGAUAAUGGAGAGCACGGAAAGCUACUGGAUUUGGCACAGUUUGUGGCAUAUAUCUAUAUAUACAUCGUCUUUCCUCUUCCUCUGCUCGAAGGCGAUAGUUGCAACAUUUGAAUCUUCGGAUGGGAGCUAUGAGUUGACUCGGCAAAAUUCGUUCACCGGUGGUCAACAAAGACCCGAAGCAUAGAUGCGUUUUUUAUUUACUUUUUUUUUUUCCUUUAUAACUAUUAAUCGAGAUAUAUAGUCAAUAUACGUAGAAGUAGCUUAUUGUACAUUUUUCUACAUUUUCGGUACCAUUUGUGUAAAUAAAUUAUUUCAUGCGAUGGUAAUUUUAUAGAAAAUGUGGAAUUUUUUGAUCAAAA